Molecule: messenger RNA, 4049 nt
Organism: Malus domestica (apple)
Lineage: Eukaryota; Viridiplantae; Streptophyta; Magnoliopsida; Rosales; Rosaceae
Product: LRR receptor-like serine/threonine-protein kinase RPK2
Biological process (GO): protein phosphorylation
Molecular function (GO): ATP binding; protein binding; protein kinase activity
Source: RefSeq, a predicted model, not a curated record
UAUGGUAAAUCAAAUAUACUGAAAAAAAAUUGUAAUUUUUAUUAUUAAAAAUUAAAAUAAAGAAUGUCGGAACAAAAGUUAAAAAAAGCAUAAAUGUUUAAUUCAAAAUUCAAAAUUGAGCGCCUAUGUCAAAGCACUUCCAGAAGACUGGGUGGCAGAUAGACACCGCCACCUGGACAGACAUGCAGGGGUCCCCACAUCCUUAAAGUCCUCUCGGGCCCCACCCACGCUCUCUCCCCAUUGGUCGUUGAAUUUUCCAAGCAAAAGAAGCCCAAUAAAUUUAAAUAAUUUACAGAAACACCAAAGCCCCCGGGUCUUCGUUCUCUCCAAGAAGCAGGAAGAAGCAGAUUACAGAAGACGAAGAAACAAGGAGAAGGCAAAAGCCAAAAGCCAACCGCGGUCUUACCCUUUGUUCCCGAGAAGAUGAAAUGCCAUCUGCAUUUCAAAACCGCGCUUUUUCUCAACGUCUUCUGCUUAUGGAGUAGCGUUUCUGGGGAGGCGCUGUUUUCUGAGAAGUCGAUUUUGCUCGAGAUCAAGAGCUCGGUUUCCGACCCGGAUGGGGUUCUCUUCGGCUGGAGGUCCAACAGCUUCGAUCACCACUGUUCGUGGAUCGGGGUCUCAUGCGACACCAAAUCGAGGGUCAUUUCGCUCAGUCUCGCCGGCAGCGGUGCCAAAGGAGGUAAUUUUCGAGCUCUGUCUUGCUCUCAGAGUGUGAAAUUUCAAUUCCCGUACGAUGGGUUCGGUGUUUGGAGGAAAAUUUUGGUUAGUGGAAAAUUGGGUGGAAAGGUUUCGCCUUGGGUGGGAAAGCUCAGUGAGCUUAGAGUUUUAUCGCUGCCUUUCAAUGAACUUAGUGGCGAAAUUCCGAAGGAAAUUUGGGGGUUGGAGAAGCUUGAAGUGCUUGAUCUUGAGGGGAAUUUGUUAAACGGAAAUUUGCCAACCCGGUUUUCGGGUUUGAGGACGUUGAGGGUAUUGAAUCUUGGGUUUAAUAGAAUUGGUGGGGAGAUUCCUUUUUCGCUUUCGAAAUGUGUGGGUUUGGAGGUGCUGAAUUUGGUAGGUAAUGAAGUGAGUGGAACCAUCCCUGGGUUUGUUGGUAGGUUUGCAAAGUUGCAGGGGCUUUAUUUGGCUCAAAAUAGGUUAAAUGGGUCUAUACCAGCCACAUUUGGAAGCUAUUGUCGAAAUCUUGAAUAUCUUGAUCUGUCGGGAAAUUUCCUUGUUGGGAAGAUUCCUGGUAGUUUGGGGAAUUGUCGGUGGUUACGGACUCUUUUGUUGUUUUCAAAUAUAUUGAAUGGUGGCAUUCCUCUAGAACUUGGUUGGAUUCGAAUGCUUGAAGUUCUAGAUGUUUCAAGAAAUAGCCUUAGUGGCCCAGUCCCUGCUGAGCUUGGACAAUGUAUCAAUUUAUCUGUUCUUGUCCUAUCAAAUCUUUUUAAUCCAUUGACAACCAAUCCGAAUACGAAUGGAGAUACAUCAAUUGAUUUAUCUGGUGGUUUGGUGGAUGAUUACAAUUAUUACGAAGGCUCCAUUCCAGAGGAAAUUACAACCCUUCCAAAUUUGAAAAUAGUUUGGGCUCCAAGGGCAACCCUUGAAGGAAAGCUUCCAAGCAAUUGGGGUGGUUGUGAGAACUUGGAAAUGUUGAACUUAGCUCAGAACCUUUUCAGCGGAGAAGUCACUGGAGUAUUUGAAAGAUGCAAGAAGCUGCAUUAUCUAAAUUUGGGAUCAAAUAUGCUGAGUGGGAAGAUCGAUGAGAAGCUUCCGGUUCCAUGUAUGACUGUUUUCAAUGUCAGUGGGAACUUCAUGUCUGGACCUGUCCCCAAGUUUCUGUACAGAUUGUGCCCCCAGGUGCCCCCAAAUUCAGAUCUUGUCCGAGUCAACAAUCCAUCAUUUCCAUAUCAAGUGCUCUUUACUUGCCAAACUCAGCUUGAUAGCCAUUUGCCUCUUUCAAGUGGUAGUUUCACUGUGGUUCAUGAUUUUAGUGGUAACAACUUCACCGGUCCAAUCCAACACCUCCCUCUUGCAACUGAGAGACUGGGGAAGCAGACUGUUUAUGCAUUUCUUGCUGGUGGGAACAAGCUCACGGGAUCAUUUCCUGAAACCUUACUACAAAAGUGUGAUGGAUUAGAUGGAAUGAUUAUUGAUGUUAGCGACAAUAAGUUGUCAGGUCAAAUUCCUUUUCAGAUUGGUGCGAUGUGCAGAUCUCUUAGAUUCCUGGAUGCCUCUGGCAAUCUUUUAUCCAGGUCAAUACCUUCAGAUAUUGGGGAUUUGGAAUCUCUUGUCUUUCUUGACUUGAGCUGGAACCAGCUGCAGGGUCAAAUUCCUGCAGGUAUCAGUCAUUUGAAGUAUCUUAAGUAUCUGUCCCUGGAUAACAACAACCUCACAGGUGAAAUUCCUGCUAGCUUUGUGUGGUUGCACUCCCUUGAAGUUCUAAAGCUGUCUUCAAAUUCUCUUUCUGGGGACAUUCCGCAAGGUCUUGUGAACUUGAAAAAUAUAACUGUUUUUCUGCUCGACAACAACAAACUCUCUGGGCACAUCCCUUCAGGCUUGACUAAUCUGAAAUCCCUAUCUACAUUCAAUGCCUCCUUCAAUAACCUGUCUGGUUCAUUUCCAUUGAACAAUAGCAUGAUGAACUGCAGCAGUGUCCUUGGGAACCCUUUCCUCAUUCCAUGCCAUAUUGUUUCGCUAACUGCUCCAUCUUCAGAUCAGCCAGAUAGUUAUGGGAGUUCACAACAUAACCCUGAUUCUCUAUCAGCAACUACUGGUGGUGAUGAUAAUAGUGGAUUAGGCACAAUCGAGAUCGCAUCCAUAGCAGCUGCAUCGGCUGUUGUUUUGGUUCUGCUCUCUCUUGUUAUCCUGUUCUUUUAUAUGAGAAAGUGGAUACCAGAUUCCAGGGUUCAGGGUUUUGAAUAUAAAGAAAUGACUCUGUUUACAGACAUUGGGGCUCCAUUGACAUUUGAGAAUAUUGUUCAAGCAACAGGGAAUUUUAAUGGCAGCUACCACAUUGGCAGCGGAGGAUUUGGGGCCACUUACAAAGCUGAAAUUGCUCCAGGAAUCACUGUAGCUGUGAAAAGGCUAGCUGUUGGAAGGUUUCACGGUGUUCAACAGUUUCAUGCUGAGAUUAAAACCCUUGGUAGGGUGAGACACCCAAACCUGGUGACUUUAAUAGGUUACCAUGCCAGUGAAACUGAUAUGUUGCUCAUAUAUAAUUAUUUACCAGGAGGGAAUUUGGAAAACUUUAUCAAGGAGAGAUCUCGGAGGCCUUUUAAUUGGCAAAUUCUCCACAAGAUUGCUUUGCAUAUAGCCCGUGCACUUGCUUAUCUGCAUGGCGAGUGUAUUCCGCGUGUCCUACACCGUGAUGUCAAGCCAAGUAACAUACUGUUGGAUGAUGAGUUCAAUGCUUACUUGUCUGACUUUGGAUUAUCUAGGCUUUUGGGAACUUCAGAAACACACGCAACAACUGGUCCAGCAGGGACUUUUGGGUACGUAGCACCAGAGUAUGCGAUGACUUGCCAUGUGUCUGAAAAGUCUGAUGUUUACAGUUACGGUGUGGUGCUGCUUGAAUUGAUGUCGUACAAAAAACCCUUAGACCCUUCGUUUUCAUCACAUGGCGAUGGUUUCAACAUUGUCUCUUGGGUGGACAUGCUGUUAGAAAGGGGUCAGGAUAAGGAGGUCUUCGUAGAAGGGCUAUGGGAUGCAGGACCCCAGAAUGAUCUAGUCGAGAUGUUGAAUUUGGCUGUCGCGUGCACAGUCAAGACCCUCGCCUCUAGGCCAACGAUGAAGCAAGUCGUCGAAAGAUUAAAGCGAAUCCAACCUAUUUCAAGGAAGGCGGAUAACGAGCAAAGUAUAGAGCUAGCGAUCAUAACCUAGAAGUGUAGAAGGUAUGACAUUCUUGUAGUUUGUACAUUUCUGCGUAGUUGAAUUUUGGUUUCCAGUUUGUUGUUUUUCCUGCAACAAGCAUAUUCUGCUGAGCUGAGAAAUUUUUUCAACCCUGCGGUUAUACAAGUAGAUGUCUCAGUUCAUUUGCAAUUGAUCAUCCAUAAUCUUAACUGAAAAAUGGG